Molecule: messenger RNA, 813 nt
Organism: Medioppia subpectinata
Lineage: Eukaryota; Metazoa; Arthropoda; Arachnida; Sarcoptiformes; Oppiidae
Source: the annotation of a GenBank genome assembly
GGAGUUUUUAUUUCCGAAGUGGUAAAGGGAGGCAUCGCUGAAUCGGACGCUCGACCGCACCUUAUGGUUGGCGACCAGAUAUUAGAGGUAAAUGGCGAAGAUUUAAGAGACGCCCCUCAGUCUCACGCGGCAGCUAUUCUUAAGACAACGUCUGGAAAAAUCAACCUAAAAGUUGGUCGCCUGAAGGCCGGCUCAAGACAUAGCAACUCAGAAAACCUGUCGACUUCAAAGUCAGAUGAAAUGUCGACCGACGAGCCUUUACAGCAGAAGGUAAUAGUAUUGGAGCGCAGAUCAGAGGGAUUAGGGUUCAGUAUAGUCGGCGGUUACGGCAGUCCUCACGGAAAUCUACCGAUUUGUGUGAAGAAUGUGUUCGAGAGGGGGGCCGCCGCUCAAGACGGACAACUCAAAAGGGGCGACAUUUUGCUAUCCUUUAGCGUAUCCACUGAUGACCAAAACUGGUCGACCACUGAAUUGGAUGGUCUCACACACGAAGAAGCUGUUGAAGUGUUGAAAGCGAUCACUGGAACCGUUAAACUCACUGUUUUGACGAAUUGAGAGUUCAUUAAGUUUUUGCGUAAAAUGGGAAAUUAGGAAAGCAUUUAAAAAGCAUAUAAAACUUAUGCCUCUUUGCCUUAAAGUUUAGGUCAUAUCUUCAAUCAAUUAAUUCAAAAAUCAUUAAAUAAUUCAUUAAUUAUGGAGAAAAACCAUAUAUUUAUUAAAAGAAAUAAAGCCUUAAAUAAGACCAUUUAGGUCUGAGUUUACAGUUAUUGUUAUCAAUAAUAUAAUUAAUAAUAAAUGGGACCUAAAACUGAA